This is a messenger RNA of Fusarium verticillioides 7600, 488 nucleotides long. RefSeq lists its product as hypothetical. The coding region runs from base 43 to 405 and encodes 120 amino acids. The record is from RefSeq and is a predicted model, not a curated record. Lineage: Eukaryota; Fungi; Ascomycota; Sordariomycetes; Hypocreales; Nectriaceae. The transcript has a single exon.
UGAGCAGCUUCUAUCGGGAACCAGAUCAGGGCAUUUACAAGGAUGUGGCUGUCCAGGCACCUUAGGCGAGACAGAGCCAUUAACGCCGCGUCUAACACGCUAAGACCUGUCUCGUGCGGACAAUCGCCGCCGUCCGCGGCUGUGCCAGGACCUAGCCCAGUCUCCAAUUCACCGGACAGACUUUGGACACCCUCAACCCGUGUGAGCCGAUUGAUGCUUGGGAAUGACAUGCGAGAGCCAGACAGGACAUUGAGCUUUCUAUAUGACAUAAUCUACUUACUGAGGCGCGCAAUGACAGCUCGGGCGUACGUAUGUGCUAUGGGGUAUGCCAGUAUCAUAUCCCAGUCCGUUCCUGGCAUAAUUGAAGCUGGUCCUGCGUCUAGCUCAAAUCACUUCUACAGUUGAUACAUUUGUGUGGGGAGGCAGGAGGUCACCCUUGUUUGGCGGCCUCAUCCAACACUCAUAACCCUAUUAGAGAUACUGGGGCC